Molecule: messenger RNA, 3412 nt
Organism: Solanum pennellii
Lineage: Eukaryota; Viridiplantae; Streptophyta; Magnoliopsida; Solanales; Solanaceae
Product: COP1-interacting protein 7
Exons: 10
Coding region: 225-2984 (919 amino acids)
Source: RefSeq, a predicted model, not a curated record
AAGCUAAAAAAAAAAAAAAAAAAUCUCUCCAUGUGCAAUUCUUGCCAUUGCUUCAUCAUUUCUUGCUGGCAAUUUUUCUUCCAUUUACAGUUCAACAAAAAGAUUUCUCAAAUGUCACGUUCUUGAACAUGUCUUUGUUCUUUACAACCAUUUCUUUUGCUAUUUGAGUUUCAUUUUUUCCCCAUUUUCUCCCCUUUGUCCACUAAGCUUUGCUUUAGUUAAACAUGGAUUCCAAGACCCUUCUUGAUUAUGCACUGUUUCAGCUCACCCCAACUAGAACAAGAUGUGAUCUUGUGGUGUUUUCUGGGGGUAAAAAUGAGAAAUUGGCAUCUGGGUUGGUGGAACCAUUCAUUUCUCACUUGAAAUUUGCUAAAGAUCAGAUUCCAAAAGGUGGGUAUUCAAUCACUAUGAGGCCACCUUCAACUCAUGCCUACUGGUUCACCAAAGCCACAUUCCUGAGAUUUGUACGCUUUGUUAGUACACCUGAAAUUCUUGAGAGGUUUAUGCGAUUGGAACGAGAGAUCUCACAGAUCGAGAGUUCCAUUCAAUCCAAUGAAUGCGCCAAUGGCAAUUCAGAGGAAGGAAGCUCACCAGCUAAUAGUGAGAGCACCAGGAAAUCAAACGAUUCGUUCAAGGCAAAAUCUGAAGUUGAAGAAGCUAAUAAUGCUGCACCUAAAGAAAACUCCAAGAUUCACCUUCAACGCCACCUGGAUACCCGAAAGGCAUUACUUAGGAAAGAGCAGGCCAUGGCUUAUGCGCGUGCAACAGUUGCAGGCUUUGAGAUAGACCAAUUGGAUGAUCUCAUACAGUUUGCUAAUUCUUUUGGUGCAGUACGUCUUAGAAAACAGAGUCUGGAGGACAUCUGCUGUCUAACAAUCGAAGGAAUCAUCACAUUGGAUGCAUGUGUAGAUUUCAAGGAACUUUACAAACAAAAGCACACAGAUGGACAAUGGAUGGAUGAGGUAGCUGCAAUGAAGGCAUGUACACCAAUGGAUCUAUCGUACUUGGGAAAUCAAGGUGUUAUUCUUGCAUAUGACAAUAAUGGCUCUUUGGAUAGUUCUGACUCGAAGGAUUCAACAAAUUCAAAUGGUGUCAAAGCUAUAUGCACAGAUGAGAAUCUUCCUGCAUCAGAUCCAUCAGCAAAAGUUCAGAUGCAAAUGCCAUGGCAGAACCAUAUUCCUCCGUAUAUGUACAACUUUCAUGGCCCAGCUCAACAGAUGCCUUUUGCUGGCAUGCAUCCUUUACAAUAUUAUCCAGCACAUAUGCAGUGGCCACAAAAUGUAAAUGGCUCCACAAAUGGUUCUGUUAGGGACUCUCACAAACGGUCAAAGAAGAAGGAGAAAUCCAAAGAACGUAACAGUUCAGAAGAUGAUGAACAGACUGAGUCGAGUGCCUCUGAUUCUGGAACUGAUUCAGAUGAAGUUAGGAAGCAUGAGAAAAAGCAUUCUUCAAGGGAGAACUCACAUGCUAAAAAGCACAAGAAGAAAUCCUCAAAAACAGUUGUAAUCCGCAACAUCAAUUAUAUCACUUCCAAUAGAAAGAAUGAGGAAAAUGAUGGAUCUUCUUAUGAUUCAUCUUCAGCUGAAUCUCAUUUACUCGAUGAAGAUUCUAUCAAAGAGCAGGUAGAUGAUGCUGUUGCAAUACUGGAGAAACGUCGUAAUUCAAAAGGACAUAGGAACAAGAAUAGAGGACAUCAGAAUCUUGAUGUAGAGAAUGAAUCAAAUGGUUAUAGCAAUACGGACUUAAAUGAGGGCAUGUCACCAAAGUUAUCUGAGAAAGCAAAAGGAAAUAAGGCUUGGGAUGCAUUCCAGAAUAUUCUGAUGAGUCGUGAGGAGCCAAGUAUGAAUGGGGCCAGUGACCAGCUACCUUUGGACUUCCAGGAUGAAGGCUAUGGGAUCAAGAAUUCUGGUGAGAAGGUCAGAAGAGACCAUCUGACACCUGAUGAUUCUCUUCUCAUGAGCAAAAAUCAUGAAGAAAAUGGCACAAAGGUUAACAUGGUAGAUUUUGCCAAUGGUGAGGAUAUGAGGCCAAGUUUGAAGAAAGGAGUUUCUGAAGAUGUGCAUCUUCUAUUUUCGCACAAAGAACCAUCAGGAGGCAAUACAUUGGGAACUCCAUCUGAUUUUGGUUCUGAAUCCUCUGCUAUUAGAAAUAGUAAUGGGGAAGAUUGGUUUGUUGUCAACCACUCCGGCAGUUCAGAAAUUCAAGAGGCUAGGCGAAUGAUAUUUGACAAUGACAGUAGCAUGUCAACUCAGAAAAGUUCCUCUCAAGUCGAAAGUGAAAGAGCUGCUCCUAUUGAUGAUUCUUUCAUGGUACAGUCUCGACCAGCUUUUGAUGAUCAAUAUGGCUCUCAGUGGAAAACAGACAUUGGCAUGGAUGCAGACUUGGUUGCUGCAGCAAAUGCUGAAAAUAGUGAUCUAGUUGCAUCAAAAACCAAGCUUAGUACAUAUGGGACCAGUCAACCUGAUGACCUCUGUGUGGUGCUUGCAAGAGAAACUAGUUUGGAUCCUCUUGAGGCAUCUUGGCAACCAGAAUUGGAUUUUCAGAUUGAAGCUUCUUUCAUUCAAGUUGAUAAAAAAUCUCCUGCAGUUGAGGCAAAACCUCCUCCUACUGAAGAAACUGUUCCUGUGAAAGGUAAAAGCACUACUAAGAAGGACAGUCUUGCAAAGACCGGAAAAGAUGCAAGGUCUAAAGUCUCCUCAGGAUCUCUGUCAAGGAGCAGGAUUGAUGCUUUAGCAAAGAGCAAGAAGAUGUCUCCUCCUACUAACAAACUGACAACCCAGAAGAGCAAAUUAGAUCGGGACGAAGAAAUGCGCAAGAGAAUGGAGGAAUUAGUGAUCGAGAGGCAAAAGAGGAUUGCAGAAAGAAGUGCAGCUAAGGGUUCGUCCCCAGCAGCUUCCAAGAAAGGGCCAGCAGGAAGUAAAACAGCUUCAAAGAUCUCACCUUCAUCCAAACUUCACACAUUUCCAGUGCAGGUCAAGCAUUAAGGAGCAAUCCAUCAAGGAAAAGUAUGAUCCGACCUUAAAAUAUAUUUGAUUGCUUUGCCGCGAAUAUGGAACAUCCACAAUUCACUGCUUUGUGCACAUUGGAUAUCCACAAAUAUAUCUUGGAGAAAUAAAAUAUUUUCGAUGAAAAUUAUAGAUUUUUUUCUUUACUAGGACAGCUCUGCUUGCUGGCUUGAUGCAAGUUAUUCCUUCUCAUUUAUUUAGACAUUCAUGUCCCAUCAUAAGGUUUUGCCAGUAUAGUUGCUUGAGGCUUUAUUAUUAUUUGUAUAUUGCUAUUUGUUCAUAUGUUGUGUAAAGUUAUAUUUAAAUCUAUCUGUGAGUUAAAACUUCUAAUACCAAAUCUUGUUUUUUUUUUUUUGCUGGAUAAGUGAAGAUAGGAUUUUGGUACUAUGGACAUUUGUCUUCCCAUA